Messenger RNA from Cyphellophora europaea CBS 101466, 1227 nucleotides. RefSeq lists its product as uncharacterized. NCBI's taxonomy places the organism in Eukaryota, Fungi, Ascomycota, Eurotiomycetes, Chaetothyriales, Cyphellophoraceae. The record is from RefSeq and is a predicted model, not a curated record. The transcript has a single exon. Gene Ontology annotation, cellular component: mitotic spindle pole body. Gene Ontology annotation, biological process: negative regulation of septation initiation signaling; activation of GTPase activity. Gene Ontology annotation, molecular function: GTPase activator activity. Bases 1 to 1227 code for a protein of 408 amino acids.
AUGAGUGCCUCACACUCCGUCUCACCACACAAACGCGGUGUGCUCCCUCAGCCGGACCCCGCAUCCCUCCGUUUGCCAGAAUCACCAGAGAAACCAAAUCGAGCACUCCGUAGUACCAAAUCCCAUGCACAGCUGUCCACUCAAGCCAGUGCUCGACGAGCAGCCAUGGGCACAAAACCGUCGAAAGAACAAUUGACCUCGACCUCAACUACAAAUCUCGUCAUGCCCUCCCGCGCCCGCGCAAUCAGCGAUGCUCCUGUACCCGUCGAGCGGCAGCGGACGAACCGCAAGCCCACCAACCACUCAAUAGCCUCCUCUCACGCCCGCAAGAGCAGUCUGGAAUUGACCUUUCGCGAUGGUCCUCCUCCGGGCACAACAGCCGCCGACUCAAUAACGCUGCUCCGUAGCUCUAUCCUAUCCUCUGGAGUUACAGCCACAAAAGAAGGCAUGUCCGACUACCGCAUCUACCUCUGGCUUGCCCUUCUCAAUAUCGGUCCAUUCCCUACGGAAGAAUACCUCGCUCUCAUCCAUCGCGGCCAAUCUCCUGCAUAUAACAAAAUCCAGCAAGAUGUCUUCCGUACCCUUGCCACCGACGCCCUCUUUCAACGUCGGGUCACCAACGCUUCCCUCACCCGUGUCCUCAACGCGACUGCCUGGCGCGUACACGACGAGCAAAACACUACAUCCGCCUCCAUAAAACAAACUCUUUACGUGCAAGGCGUCAACGUCCUGUCCGCACCCCUCCUCUAUGCUUCUCGUUCCGAAGCCCAGGCCUACUCCCUCCUUACCUGCCUCCUCACCCAACACGUACCAACCUACAUUUCCCCUACCAUGUCCGGCGUGCACGCCGGCCUGGACCUAAUCGACCGCAUCCUCGCCCAUCGCGAACCCACUCUCGCAGCCUAUCUGCUCGACACCCACAGACUCCCCGCCAAGAUCUAUGCUUUCCCCUCCGUCCUCACCCUCUGCGCCUGCACGCCUCCGCUCCCUGAAGUUCUGAAGCUGUGGGACUUCCUCUUUGCCUUCGGUGUGCACCUCAACGUCAUCUGCGUGGUUGCACAGCUGCUUCUGAUGCGGCAGAAGCUGUACGAUAGCGCAAGUCCAGGCAAACUGCUGCGGAGCUUCCCCAUGCUGGACGCGGCCAAGAUCAUUGAGCAGACGCUGAUCAUUGCGCGGGAGCUGCCGGAGGACGUGUACGCCGAGGUGGUUGCCCACGGCCGAGCUUAG